Molecule: messenger RNA, 2386 nt
Organism: Brienomyrus brachyistius
Lineage: Eukaryota; Metazoa; Chordata; Actinopteri; Osteoglossiformes; Mormyridae
Gene: pdzk1
Product: PDZ domain containing 1
Exons: 9
Coding region: 143-1777 (544 amino acids)
Biological process (GO): protein localization to plasma membrane
Cellular component (GO): apical plasma membrane
Molecular function (GO): protein-membrane adaptor activity; protein binding
Source: RefSeq, a predicted model, not a curated record
GCCCACGGCAGCUCAGUUAAAUAACUCAGCCUACACGUCAACCUUUGGUCAGUCAAAGUCCUGCAGGGAGACGGAUAACAGGUGAGACGGGCAGGUGUGGAUCCUCUUCGGACUGUGACCGUGAGGCAGCAGCGGCAGAGAGAUGGAAGCUUUGAAAGUGAGGGUCAUCAGCCUGAACAAGCGGGAGGGCCAGAGUUUCGGCUUCUACCUGCGGGUGGAGCAGGGCGAGGACGGUCACCUGAUCCGCAACCUGGAGAUGGGCAGCCCGGCUGAGCUCUCGGGCCUGAAGGAUGGGGACCGCUUGCUGAGGGUCAAUGGGACCUUCGUGGACACGCUGGAACACCACCAGGUGGUCGAUCUGGUGAAGAACAGCAGGAUGUCCGUCACCUUUCAUGUUCUGGAUGAAGCCUCCUACAAGCAGGCCAAGGAGACUGGUGUUGACCUGUCCGAUCCUCAACCCAGCUCUCAGUCCAGUACGGCCCAGGCAGAGCCCGUUAUGAAUGGCGUGACCGGUUCAGCACCAAAACCCAAACUCUGUUUCCUGGUUAAAGACAAGAAUGGAUAUGGAUUUUCUAUCAAGUCCACAAAAGGCAUGGAGGGUGUGUACAUGACGGCUGUGACUGCCUCUGGGGUCGCGGACAGGGCUGGGGUCAAGGUCAGCGACCACCUUCAAGAGGUCAACGGGGAAAACGUGGAUGGUUGCACCCAUGAGGAGAUCGCGGAGAAGAUCAAGGCCGCAGGUGAUCGGAUCAUGUUCUUGCUUGUGGACGAGCAGUCAGACAAAUACUACAGGAACAGAAAGCUCAAGCCGCGGGCUGAGGACGCCACCACGAGGCACCUCCCACAUGCGCCACGCAUCGCUGACAUGACCAAGGGUCCUGACGGAUAUGGUUUCUACCUGAGGGAAGACCCCAAAACGAAAGGCCAUUUCAUUAAUGACAUUGAACAAGGGAGUCCAGCUGAGAAGGCAGGGCUGAAAAACAUGGACCGUCUAGUGGCGGUCAGUGGGGAGGAGGUCAACCACUUGGACCAUGACGAGGUCGUGGAUCGAAUCCAGGGGUGUGGACUGAAAUGCUCCCUGCUGGUGGUUGAUGAGGAAACAGAUAAAAUGUACAAAAUGGGAGGUGUGUCUCCUUUUCUUUAUUGGAAAGAAAUGAAGGGGGUGGAGCCAAUCACUGCACUCGGUGCGGAGGAGCCGGCUCCAGUUCUGGGCAAGGACACGCCUCCUGCACAGCAGCUCAAGCCGAAGCUCUGUCGAAUGGAGAAGACUUCCAGCGGCUUUGGUUUCCACCUUAAUGGCAUACAAGGAGUACCAGGCCAAUACAUUCAAGAGGUGGUGACGGGUGGGGUCGCCGACCGGGCGGGUCUGAAGAACGAUGACAUUGUCGUAGAGGUCAAUGGCGUGAAUGUAGAAGACAGCACCCAUGAGGAGGCUGUGGCCUUGAUUAGAGCCAGCGGUGACCGCCUUACCCUGCUGGUGGCCGAAAAGAAGGCCUACGACUACUUCAAGGCGGAGAAGAUUCCCAUCACCCCCCAGCUUCUGGGCCAGACACCCACACCUCAGCCUGAACCUGCAGACACAGCCACACAGAUUCAUACCAGCAAGUCCCAGGACCCACAGAGGAGGGAUGAAGAGAAGAAUGAGAAGGAGAAGGCAGAGGAGAAGGAGGAGGAGGCUACAGCAGAAGCUACCCCACCGGGCGAGCCGAAAACCCGCGACAGGACACCAUCAUCAUCCUCUUCUUCUUCAUCAUCAGAUGAAGAUGAAAGACUCUGAGAAGAUUAGUCCUACUGGCCGCUUGCAGUCUAUUAGUGUCACUCCUGCUCUCACCCUGAUUGAUGAGCAUUUUGUGUAUCUGAGGGCUUAAUGUACUAAAGCAGUGUCUCCCUACCCGGGCCUCUGGGACCCACAGACGGUCCAAGUUUUUGCUCCCUCCAGACUGUCCUAUUUUUGCUGCUUACUGGGAGUUGGGUGGGAGCAAAAACAUGGACUGUCUGCAGGUCCGUGAGGACCGUAUUGGGGGAAACUGUACUAUAGGACAAGAUUUCCACCUCUGCUUGUAAACACUGUUCUUCUGUUGGGGUUUGUCUUGAUUUAAUCAAGCUAACUUAUUACCCUGUAUGAUGCAGGCUAGCUUCAGUCCUAAAUAUAUUUACAUUUAUCUUAAGGGUUAAUAAUUAUGUACUUUCUUGCUAUUGUUUGGUUAUAAAUUUUCUCAUGAGUAAAUGACUUGAAAUUAAAUAUAAAUUAAGUAUUCAGCUUGUCACCGUGUGUAUAAUGUGCGUUUCUGCACAUUUUGCAUUUCCUGUUUAUUGCUGAAAAAUAUUGGAGAAUAAUCUGUCAUUCAUCAUGUCACGAGGAAAUUAAAAACCUUCUCAGGAAAAA